AGCCCUGGUAGCUUGCGUCUCAUCAUCUGGCUAUAAAAUCUAACACAGAACAGCUCCCAGGCUGAGCUGUGGUUUCAUGAAAAUUACCUCCCAAAACAUUACUUGCUAGAGAUGGAUGUCACACCCAGCACAUGGAUGGUGUAAACAGCAGUUCAGAAAGGUUUCACUUUCAUUAUAACUGGUUGGACAUCAGCAAGUGGUUCAGUGAUCACGGAAGUUCAUGAAAACCAUAAACUUUCCGAGCAGCCUAACAAAGAAGUGCAGCACUGUGUAAAAAAAUCUUAAAACCUAAAUACGCCUCCAGAGAAAACCGAACUGCCUGAACACAAAGCAGGAAAUUUUGGAAUGUUUCAGUGCAUAAAAAUGAGUCUACAAUCAAAAUUCUACCCCAAUGGGUAUUUUUGUACUCUCAGUCUUUGCUUCAGAAAAGGCUGAAUUUUGUCUUAAGUAGAAAACCAGUGAAGACCAAUUCAUUAAAAACAACUGCCAUAGGAGAACCAUAGAAUCAUAGAAUAACCUGAGUCGGAAGGGACCCAUAAGGAUCAUCGAGUACAACCCCUAUUCAAAACUUUCAAUGUGAAGUACCCCACAGAAAGUCACAGUGGAAGGACAGCUAAGAAGGGAGGAGGUGAUAUAUAAGUAAAUCUGAGAACUGGAGAUGAUGAUGCCAGACAGAAUAUUAAUAAAAUCUCCUUACUCCUGCUUCUACCAUAUCUCCGGAAGUAAAGAAGAGAAUUUAGCUGCGUACCAGUUGCACACAAACUACUCCCUACUGCCAAAUGUUACAGACAAGAAGUUGCCAGGAAAACAGUGCAUCUCAAGAGUGGAGAUGCUGAUGGCUCGUUGCAGACUGGAGAAGGCUCCCGGCACGGCAGCUGUCUGGACAAACUGCAGGAGCAGCUACUCCCAGGAACAGCCUGACAACAGUUGGUAAAGGGGAGGCGUUUUACCCUUCUGAGUCCCUUAAAGCAGCAAUAUCUUGCAAGACUGGAGGACAAUUAUAGGUGCCAGAAGUAGCGAGUAUUUAAAUAUAUGUCCAACGUGGAGCAGGAAAUUGAAAAUUGAUUCUCUACAGCAUUUAUCUGAGAUGUAGUUCAAGUUCUUCAAGUUAGCCAAAGCAAAGAGCUUCCACUCUCAGUGGAAUGCCAGCUUGGCAGACAGUCUGGAGUUGAUUCGGUGGCAUCUUUGAAGAGAAAUUCAGAAAUUGUGUAUUUUUUAAACAAGUUUCCUAAAUAAGCAAGGAAGGUAAAAAAGACACCAAGAAGGAUUUUUAAUUACCUAUGUAAUGUUCAGGCACCUUUUAGUGGAGACAGAGGUGAUGAGCUGGCAAAUAUGAUUGAUGAUCAGAUUACAACUCCUAAUGAUUUUCUUUAGCUGUGCUGUGGAGUGACUGCAGGCUCUGACACAGAUCAGCCUUCUUGUGCUAGCUCUCAUACACGUAGACAUAAAGGAGGUGGCUUCUGCCCAAAGCAUUAACCCACAGACUGCAAUAGCAGCAAGCUUGGAGAGGACCAAAAGCUAAGAAGACAAAAGGUGACAGCCCAUUGCUGGAGCCUGAAUAUCCUCUGAGACAGACGCCUGGUGUGUGGGUGGCUGUUCCCACAAGCACACAUCCACUGCACACUGGUGGCUCAGCCUCUGCCAUGGAAGCGCAUUUACUCUCCUUCAGCUUUCCAACCAGUUCCCAAGGUUGCUGAGUACAGCUGCAGCACACGAGUGCACUCCAGGAAAGCUAAGUGCCUACUGUGAAAGGUAGCACCUGGAGUUAUAAAGACCAGAAGUGCAAUGCUGCAGAGCUGAAUUGUCUCCUUGGAUCUACCUUUUGCAGAGGUAUGGACAAUAUGUAUGAAGCAGAAUCUUUGCCUCUCAAGCACAGGAACUGUGAAUACUAGACCUCUCGUUCACCAGGAAAAGCAGUGCCUUAAAGAGAAUGGCAGUGGUCUCUGCAAUGUCCUGGGUCCUGUAUUUGUGGAUAAGUGCCUGUGCAAUGCUGCUCUGUCAGGGGUCCCUCCAUCACACUUUCCAGCAGCAUCACCUGCACAGACCAGAAGGAGGAACGUGUGAAGUUAUAGCAGCACACAGAUGCUGUAAUAAGAAUCGAAUUGAGGAAAGAUCACAAACAGUAAAAUGCUCCUGUCUACCUGGGAAAGUGGCUGGGACUACAAGAAACAGACCUUCCUGUGUUGAUGCUUCAAUAGUGAUUGGGAAAUGGUGGUGUGAGAUGGAGCCCUGCCUAGAAGGAGAGGAAUGUAAGACGUUGCCUGAUAAUUCUGGAUGGAUGUGUGCGACUGGCAAUAAAAUCAAGACCACCAGAAUCCACCCGAGGACCUAACAGAGCGACGUCUGCACGGAGACAGUGAAAGCCCAGCUGAUUUAUGAGGACAAAAUAUCAAAAGUUGAAAACCAUCUCAGCAUUUACAAGCCAAAUGGAUU
Messenger RNA from Cygnus atratus (black swan), 2433 nucleotides. It is a transcript of the gene TAFA1, whose product is annotated as TAFA chemokine like family member 1. The record is from RefSeq and is a predicted model, not a curated record. Bases 1931 to 2332 code for a protein of 133 amino acids. Gene Ontology annotation, biological process: neuroblast differentiation; regulation of neuroblast proliferation. The transcript has 17 exons. Gene Ontology annotation, molecular function: receptor ligand activity. Lineage: Eukaryota; Metazoa; Chordata; Aves; Anseriformes; Anatidae.